Messenger RNA from Lepisosteus oculatus (spotted gar), 1848 nucleotides. It is a transcript of the gene paip1, whose product is annotated as poly(A) binding protein interacting protein 1. Lineage: Eukaryota; Metazoa; Chordata; Actinopteri; Semionotiformes; Lepisosteidae. The record is from RefSeq and is a predicted model, not a curated record. Gene Ontology annotation, molecular function: RNA binding; protein binding; translation activator activity. Gene Ontology annotation, biological process: regulation of translational initiation.
CGGCUAUUCUCCUGUCAGCAGUGCCUGAGCUACUCCUAUCCUCUAGUGGACGCCAUAGCUCCUGGCCACAUAACAUCUACUGAGUUCCUCCGUGCAAACUGCCAGUUGUUGUUACAGGAAGUCGCGUUCCUGAAGGCUUAGAGUUUGUUUAGGUUUUCUUUCUCGAGUUACGUAGGGAAACGAGAAACAAAUUACAUCAAACAAAGAGAAACGUCAACUUUUAAAACUACGCGUUCGCAAUAUUGUCGGGUUUCUCUCAGCCUGGGGCCUGUCGCGGCUCCGGAUGAGGCUGCGGUGAAGCUCUACGCCAGGGCCCUGUCUCUCUUCACUUUGCGGGCAUGACGGACAAUUUCGAUCGGGCCCCCGGUGCGGGACGGAACCGGGCUAAGCCUAGCAUCACUGGACUCGGAGAGCAGGAGAGCGGCCGGCUUCCGGAUGUCGGAGAGGUAGCAGGUGAAGGAGAAGCCAAGUCGAGCCUGUUCAACCAACAGGAGCCUCUCCGGCAGCCCAGGACGUCCCCCUCACUGGGGGAUAGCAGUGCGAGCGGAGACAGCAGAAGAACAACCAGAGUUCCACACUUGGCUCACAACAACAACAGCGCCGCGGCACUCGCGCCCCAGUUGGCCAGCCCUGCUGCGGUCAGUUCGAAUCUCUCGGUGAACGCACCAGAGUUCUACCCAGCGGGUUAUACCGUGCACUCGGAGGCAGCAGUGUGCGAAGAUGGGUGUGGUGACUUUUACUCGGAACCCAUGCUGACAGAGUUGGUGCAGAGUUUCCUGUCCCACCUCAACGAGUUCCCAGGGUCGUUUGAAUCCGAGAUCGAGCCCUUCACCACGAUGCUGAAUGGGUGGGUCACGACAGAAGAGGCGCUUCACGAACUUGUAGAGCUAAUCUAUCACCAGUCCACAUCUGUCCCCAACUUCUCAUACACGGGUGCUCGCCUGUGCAACCACUUGUCUCAGCACCUCACUAUCAGUCCGCCAAGUGGAAACUUCAGGAAGCUGCUGCUUAUGAGAUGUCAGAAAGAGUACGAGGCAAGAGACAAGGCUGUGAAGGGAGAUGAAAUGACUCGGAAAAGUUUUCAUUCUUAUGUCCUAUUCCUGGGGGAACUGUACCUGAACUUGGAGAUUAAGAGUUCAAAAGGACAAGUAACACGUGCGGACAUACUGCUGAUGGCGCUGCAUGAGCUAUUGGAUGCACUUUUUUCAAACCCUGUGGAUGGGAAUCUCAUCUGUGCUGUGAAACUACUGAAGUUAACGGGUUCAGUUCUGGAAGAUGCCUGGAAAGAGAAAGGGAAGUCAUAUAUGGAAGAUCUUAUGCGGGGAAUCGAAAAUAUUGUCCUGGAUGCAGGGUGUAGUAGGGAUGUGAAGCAGAUGCUGCUGAGGCUGGUGGAGUUGAGAAGCAGUAACUGGGGCAGAGUCCAUGCCGCUGCAGCCUUCAGUGAAGCCACGCCGGAAAAUGAUCCCAACUACUUCAUGAAUGAGCCUACAUUUUACACAGCAGAAGGAAUUCCUUUUACAGCUGCUGAUCCAGAAUACUCUGAAAAGUACCAAGAGAUAAUUGAUCGAGAGGAUUUGCUCACAGAUUUCUUUGAAGAGAAUGGGACAGAGUUUCUUGCAGCGGGUGAAUCGUACAUAGAUGAUGAUGAUGAUGAAAUGGACCCAGAAAUUGAAGAAGCUUUUGAGAAGUUCUGCUUGGAAUCAGAGAAGAAGAGAAAACAGUGAGGAAGGGAGAAGAAGAGAUGUAGACUAGCACUGAUGCCUUCUGUGUUUAUAAUGUGGGAAUAAGUAUAGCAGCUGUAAAAAAAGAAAAAUGUUUAUUAAAGUUUUAGCAGAAUUCUCAAAAAAA